GCUCUUCCUAUCACAAGAUCGCGCUUUGUCUGUUUGGAGAUGUCGAGCCUAUCCAAUGAUAUAAGGAAUCAAUAACUAACGCCCAUAUGAAAUGCAACUCACUAUCAAAGAGAGUAAAAACGGAAAACUAUUUAUUGCUCGGGGACCAUCACUAAGGAGUCAUGUGGGUGCAGCUCGGGAUACAUUUGUUUGCAUGAAUAUUUACGACAUUUUACGCAUAUAAUUUCCACCUGGAUGAAUUCGUUUUUAUUGUAGCUAACAACAGGCCUGCGUUUGCUCAAUUAACAUUAUUCAUCAAGAGACUGCUUGAUCUCAAUACACUUGAUCUUGCAGGAAAUGAGUUCUUACUUCGUCAAUUCCCUCUUCACCAAAUUUAAAGGAGGCGAUUCUCUGCGCUCCAACUACUAUGACUGCUCAGGGUACGCGCCGGAUCUUGGAGGCAGACCAUCUGUGCUCUACGGUCACAACUCAGGAUCUGCGUUUCAACACGCGGCUCAGUUCCCGGAAUUCUACCACCACGGUACAUCAUCCUUCUCCCACGCAUCUUAUCAACAGAACCCGUGCGCGGUAGCUUACCCUGGAGAUGCCACAGGAAACAUCUUGGGCCAGGACGGUUUACAGAGACAGUCGUUCUUCAGCGCACCAGAUGCGGAUUUUACGCAGUUUGGGGAUUGUAAUUUAAAGGUCAGCAGUAUCAGGGAUGAUUUGGAAAGUGCAGAGCCGUGCACAGCGCAGCUCUUCCCCUGGAUGAGACCACAAGCUACCGGCCGGAGAAGGGGCAGACAGACUUACAGCCGCUACCAGACCCUGGAGCUGGAGAAGGAGUUCCUGUUCAAUCCUUACCUGACCCGCAAGCGGCGUAUCGAAGUGUCCCAUGCACUGGCCCUCACCGAGAGGCAGGUGAAAAUCUGGUUUCAGAAUAGACGGAUGAAGUGGAAAAAAGAACACAACAAAGACAAGUUUCCCAGCAGCAAAGCGGAGCAAGAGCAAAUUGAGAGAGAGAAGGAAGAGGGGAGCCAGGUAUCAGAAAAACACACAUCUGGAGAAGAGGACUCGGAGACUUCCAGUAAUUCUAAAUAGUCUGUUGACUAUUAAAAAAGAAACGUCACUGGAAUCAACUGCAAUUUAAAUAAAAGUCUGUGGUUUGACAUGACGUCUGUGGAUAUCGAAUACAAAGCCAAUCGUGUAUUUCAUUUACUGCAAACUUAUAAUGCGUUUCUGUUUUUAAACUGUGAUUAUUUCAGCUUAUUAUGAUUUGCUGAAUCAAUCUCAGUUUUGUAAGGUUCCACUGGUAUGUUUGAUUACUCUUGAGGCUACAGUGAGGGCAUAUGAGGCGAAGGCUAUAUGGUCUGCAUGGCAUCAAUUUCCUAUCCAAUUUAGUGGGAGUCACAAUCCAAGAUAUGUUCUUUUCAGUACCUCUGAUAUAGCCUAUAAGAUGGGAUGAGGAAUCAGCAUUAGCGAGUGCAUUACUGUAUCUCUUACUGUAAGAAAAUGCACUUUUAUGAUUGUUAAUUACUGUUCAGAAAUUAUUAUUCAGGUUUACAGAUCUUCAACCGAACUACCUAAUAUAUGGGUCAUUGCGUCAAUCAUUUUGUCAGUGUAUCCAUGCGUUAUGCUUUCCUGAGAGGGGAUGUUCAAACGCACAAUGUUAUUCUUAAAAAUGCUGUGUAAAUAUUUGAUAUCGCAGUUCC
Molecule: messenger RNA, 1691 nt
Organism: Labeo rohita (rohu)
Lineage: Eukaryota; Metazoa; Chordata; Actinopteri; Cypriniformes; Cyprinidae
Gene: hoxb8b
Product: homeobox B8b
Exons: 2
Coding region: 337-1080 (247 amino acids)
Biological process (GO): regulation of transcription by RNA polymerase II
Cellular component (GO): nucleus
Molecular function (GO): DNA-binding transcription factor activity, RNA polymerase II-specific; RNA polymerase II transcription regulatory region sequence-specific DNA binding
Source: RefSeq, a predicted model, not a curated record